Molecule: messenger RNA, 4484 nt
Organism: Scophthalmus maximus (turbot)
Lineage: Eukaryota; Metazoa; Chordata; Actinopteri; Pleuronectiformes; Scophthalmidae
Gene: rab11fip4b
Product: RAB11 family interacting protein 4 (class II) b
Exons: 14
Coding region: 478-2121 (547 amino acids)
Biological process (GO): regulation of cytokinesis; endocytic recycling
Cellular component (GO): cleavage furrow; midbody; endocytic vesicle
Source: RefSeq, a predicted model, not a curated record
GUGAGUCAGCCGGCGAAGCAAGCAGCCAGAGGGGGACAGUGUGUGAGUGUGAGGGUGUGAGGUGCAGAGCCUGUGCUUGAGUUUGUGUGAGUGUGUGUACGUGUGCGUGUGUGUGCAUGUGUGUGUGUGUGUAAGAGAGAGGGGCAGUGUGGGAAAAGCCAGGCAGCCGGUGCAGUGUUUUAAAGUGGACGGUGCAUCUUGUUUGGACUACACCACCAGCAGGGACUCACCCUUUGGACUAUCCUGACGCUUCCUCCUCCCGUUCCCUUUGGAGGGAACACCUGUGUGUGUGUGUGUGUGUGUGUGUGUGUGUGUGUGUGUGUGUGUGAACGUGUGUGUGUGUGUGUGUGUGUGUGUGUAAGAGAGUCAAGACAACAGACUUCGCCCUGGAGAGGGUUUGGCUGGUGGAAAGAGGGGGGCUGCUGACCAUGGAUAAACGGGGGUGGUGAGGAGGAGGAGCGUGUCUGUCCGGUCAUCAUGUGCACACGAGCGUGUCCUGACCCCGUCCCCGAGUGCCAGCUGUUCCCAGGCGAGGUGGAGGAGCCCGAGGAGGAGGAGGUCGCAGCCAAGGCCAAGGAGAGGGAAUCCGACAGAGACAGCGCUGUAGAAAGCACCCAAGGGUCUGACACCUCAGACGGGCCAAUCAGGCCAGGGGACAGGGAAGACGCACUGGGGGAUCUCUUUUACCCAGGGGAGAAGUGUGGUCAGACAAGCAUCUCGGUGACCUCUGACCUAUCGACACGUUCCUCAGCUUCUCUGAACGAGGAGCAGUUUGAGGACUACGGCGAGGGGGAGGAGCCCGACUACGCUCUCAGCAGCCCAUGUCCAGACGACGAGACUCGUACCAACGGAUACUCUGACCUGGGUUCAUCUGUUCCCUCUAGUGCUAGCCAGACUCCUCAUAAGGUGCGUCAGCAUUACACCAGUGAAAUGAUGGACGUCUAUUGCUCUCAGUGCAGCAAAAAGGUCAACCUACUAAAUGACCUGGAGGUCCGCCUCAAAAACCUCAAGGCUAACAGCCCCAGCAGGAAAAUCUCCAGCACUGCAUUUGGAAGGCAGCUGCUCCACAACAGCAACUUAAGCAGCAGUAACGGCAGCACAGAGGACCUGUUCCGAGACAGCAUUGACUCCUGUGACAUCGACAUCAAUGAAAAGGUGACUUCCCUGGAGAAGAAGGUGGCAGAGCUGGAGAAUGAGAUUCUGAUGAACAGUGAUCUCAAGUCCAGGCUGAAGCAGGACAACACACAACUAGUACACAGGGUUCAUGAGCUGGAGGAGCAGCUGAAAGACCAAGAGACACGAGCGGAACAAAAUCUGCUGGAGGGGCUAAGACGACAUCGAGAGGCCUACAGCAAAAUGGAGAGAGACAUGAGCACGCAGACAGAGCUACUGAGCAACCGAGUUAAGCAGCUGGAGGAGGAGAACAGCGAGAUGGCUCUGAACAUGUGCCGACUCAAGUCACAGACGGAGAAACUUGAUGAGGAAAAGCAAAGAAUGACAGACAAGUUGGAGGACACCAGUCUGCGCCUGAGGGAUGAGAUGGACCUUUAUAGGAAAAUCAUGGACAAACUGAAACAGAACAGACUCCAGUUCCAGAAAGAGAAGGAAGCUAUGCAGGAGCUGAUUGAGGACCUGCGCCGAGAGCUGGAGCAUUUGCAGCUUUUCAAACUGGAGGCUGAGAAGCCUGGCCGCAGCCGCACCUCCUCAACAAGCCUGGCGGACUUCAACUGCAGGACCAGGGAGGUGGAGCUAGAAUACGAGGUCAAGAGACUCAAGCAGCUAUUUGUGUCCCAGGACUUUCUUCCCUCUGAAUUCCAGCACCUGGUGUUGUCUGGGGCUUGGCUCCAUCCUGGCCUGAUGGAGAACCAGAAGCUGAGGGAGCAGAACGAUGAGCUGAACGGUCAGAUCCUCAGCCUCAGCCUAUUUGAAGCUAAGAACCUGUUUGCCACACAGACCAAGGCCCAGUCUUUGGCUGCGGAGAUAGAAAAUGCCUCCAGAGACCAGUUAAUGGACGCUCUGAAGGAGCAGGAGGAAAUCAACCGACGUCUUCGACAGUACAUGGACAAAAUCAUCCUGUCCAUCCUGGACCACAACCCCUCCAUCCUGGAGAUAAAAAACUAGCAAUGACUCAACUGGAAUGAGAAUCGUUCGCAAACCCGAGAGAAUGAGGAUCAUUCCAGUUGCAGGAUUAGGAUCUAUAACUCGAGUCGGGACUUCGUACAGGAAGCCAGAGAAGAGGCAGAGCCAGUUGGAAACCGGGACAUGUAAAUAGACACGCAUCGCCCCCUGCUGUUCGUAGCAGGGAAAGAACUUAUUUUUCAGCAAAGGCUGAGUGUGAUUCUACACAGAACUACAGAGGCAGUGGACGCUCGCUGACUUCAGAUUAUACUUCUGUGUCUCUUCAGCUGGAUCUAUCCUGCUCUUUUACUGUCCCUCUAUCCUCUGAACUGUAGUUCCUGUCAAAACACACAAUAGGUGAUUUCUUCCCGGCAAUAUCCUGCGUUCAACAAGCGUUUUAGGUUGGACGGAGUGGCUCAAUGUAGUACACUGGACGUACAAUACUUGGACAUAAAAACUGGAACAAACCUGAUGUGGGUUCUACUGUUUGCUGGUGUAAUGUUAGCUGUCUUAUUUAAUGACGGACAAGUUGCUACAGUGUAGUCCGAUACACUUUGGUCAUUGCAGUGAGACAGACAAACAAGUGGAAAAGCAAGACUGUAAACCUGAGAGAGACGGACAUGUGAAGGCUGGUCAGUCCACUGCUGCCCGCUCUGAGAACUGUUGUCUUCUCUCCGCUAACAUGUAGGUGUUUUCUGAAUACAUGUGACGUGCUUGGACAAGCAGGUGUUUAAAGGAAACUGAGGAAGGAGGCAGAUGUGGUGAGAGAGAAAGAAAUGAAGAAUGCCUUGAUUUUUACGUGGAAAACAAUGCAUUGGGUGUUUUCUCUAAGGAAGAUGGAGGUCAGAUGAUAAACCAUGGAUGCUAUAGCAAAGGAGGUUUUUUUGUGAAGUCAGUGAGAGUUCAUUGAAGGUGAAGGUUUAUGUUUGUUUAUUCUUGAGAACAUGUCUCCCAGGAACCUUGGAACAGCAUGUGCAGAGUCAAUCAGUCCAAUAGUGAACACUUUUCACAGAGAAGUGGCCCUUAGGUUGGUUCAGAUGAGUAGCAGAGCGUCACUUUAUGGAGCAGAAGCUGCGACCGAGGAGUGUCUUCAAAUUGUACUUCCAAUGGCUGCUAUUUGCAUAGCAUGAUCUUGAAAGGAUUCUCUGUUGCUAGCAAUAGACCCAAUGAUGUUGCACAGAAAUGUAAUGAUAUGAAUGUACGGGACGUAUGGUGGAUUUACAUUGGAGUGACUAGUAGCCACGGUAACAUUGUUUACUGAAUGAUCUCUCUAUGCUCAGUAAAAUCAACUCAGAGCCUGGAUGUGAGCGUCCGUCACUUUUUGGUACAAAAAACUGGAUGAGCAAUUUCAAUCUCAUUGAAGCCUACAGGACGCAGAUUGUAGUGAAAGCCCCCGAUGGCUCUCUGAUACUCUCUGUAAAUAUCAUGAAUGUACAACUUGAUAUUUCUCUUUCUGUGUGUCCAAAAUACUUUUUGAAUUUAAAUCUGUAAUUGGUAAAGACACGGUGUAACACGUAUGCAGUAUUCUGUACUGUAAGGGGAAGGUCAUUUUUUAAGGGGAAACAAUUACAAUCUGCUGUGUAAUGUAAACUUGAGUUUUGCUUCCUUGCACAAAAAAAACAUUUGUUUACUUUUGCAUGGUUCAACUUUUCUUCUGUCUGUGCCUUUUUAGGACAAUUUUUCAGGAUGAGGUUGCUCUUGAUUUACACAGGUACAUUCUAUGUCAGCGUCUGACAUAUUUUCUUGAAUUGUAAAUGUUGUAAUUAUACAGUGAUUAUUUGUAUCCAUGUGCCACUCACCAUUCUUUCAGAUUGACACAAUGAGAUUUUGUACAGUUUCAUGAUGAAAUUGCUUUGGUGUCCUAUUAGAAAGCAGUAUAGCACAAUGCUUUGUAUGGUACGCCAACCAGGUUUUGGAAAAUUUUGUCCAUGUAUUAUUAUAUUUUUAAUGCGGUGGGGGAUGUUUUGUUGCAUUUCUGUUUUUUUGUUAGUCGUGGUUAGUCCAUUGUUUUUCAAUUUUUCUUUCAAAUUGGCCUUUUAUAUGGAUGUAAAUUGUCUUCCUAACUUAAGGGUGUGAGCAUUAUGAGCAAUAUUAACUUAUUUUGCAGUACAGGACCUGCAGAUUUUUGUCUUGUUUUGCCUCACAAAUAUCGGCACUCAUGCCAACCUAGAUAAAAACAAAACAAAACAAUAAUACAUUGACUUCUUUUUUGAAUUUUUAGGGCUAUCCAAUGCAAUGUGGUCACUAAAAAUGGCAAUAAAAAUGGCUUUGGCAGUGUUGCAGUCUGAUGAAAUGUCAUCAUUUUAAACAGUUUUUUGUCCUUGAUGGCCAUUUAUAUAAUAAACUACAAUUUCCAAAAUAUCAAA